ACCCGGGAGGGCCACGGCCACCGGAAGAGUCGCCGUCGCUAGCCGAUCUAGGAGAGUGGGGAGCGGAAGCAGCGGCCGCGGCGGCGGUAGGCGGCGCUGGGACCCGGGAGAGGCCGGAGAACAAGGGAGCUGGCUCUGUGGCUAGCCGUGGAGCUGCGCUGAGCCACUGGGCCGCGCCAAGCGCCGCCGCCGCCCGAGAGGCCCGGCCCGGCCGCCGGGCCCGAGGCCGGAGCCAUGGGCGAGACCAAGAUCAUCUACCACCUGGACGGGCAGGAGACGCCGUACCUGGUGAAGCUGCCCCUGCCCGCCGAGCGCGUCACCUUGGCGGACUUUAAGGGCGUUCUGCAGCGACCCAGCUAUAAGUUCUUCUUCAAGUCUAUGGACGACGAUUUCGGAGUGGUGAAGGAGGAGAUCUCAGACGACAAUGCCAAGCUGCCCUGCUUCAAUGGCCGGGUGGUGUCCUGGCUGGUGUCAGCUGAGGGCUCACACCCAGAGCCAGCUCCCUUCUGUGCUGAUAACCCAUCGGAGCUGCCACCGCCCAUGGAACGCACAGGAGGCAUUGGGGACUCCCGGCCCCCCUCCUUCCACCCUCAUGCUGGAGGGGGCAGCCAGGAGAACCUGGACAAUGACACAGAGACGGACUCCUUGGUGUCUGCCCAGAGGGAGCGGCCGCGCCGGAGGGACGGCCCAGAGCACACAACCCGGCUAAAUGGAACCGCAAAGGGGGAACGGCGGCGAGAGCCAGGGGGUUAUGACAGCUCAUCCACCCUCAUGAGCAGCGAGUUGGAGACCACCAGCUUCUUUGAUUCAGAGGAGGAUGACUCCACCAGCAGGUUCAGCAGCUCCACAGAGCAGAGCAGUGCCUCACGCCUGAUGAGAAGACAUAAGCGGCGACGGCGGAAGCAGAAGGUUUCCCGGAUUGAGCGGUCCUCAUCCUUCAGCAGCAUCACGGACUCCACCAUGUCCCUCAACAUCAUCACGGUGACUCUCAACAUGGAAAAGUAUAACUUCUUGGGCAUCUCCAUUGUGGGCCAAAGCAAUGAGCGCGGUGACGGAGGGAUCUACAUUGGCUCUAUCAUGAAGGGUGGGGCCGUGGCUGCUGAUGGACGCAUCGAGCCAGGAGAUAUGCUGUUACAGGUAAACGAGAUCAACUUUGAGAACAUGAGUAAUGAUGACGCAGUCCGGGUACUGCGGGAGAUUGUGCACAAACCGGGGCCCAUCACCCUGACUGUAGCCAAGUGCUGGGACCCAAGUCCACGUGGCUGCUUCACGCUGCCCAGGAGCGAGCCCAUCCGGCCCAUUGACCCUGCGGCCUGGGUCUCCCACACUGCAGCCAUGACUGGCACCUUCCCUGCCUACGGCAUGAGCCCCUCCCUGAGCACCAUCACCUCCACCAGCUCCUCCAUCACCAGCUCCAUCCCUGACACAGAGCGCCUAGACGACUUCCACCUGUCCAUCCACAGUGACAUGGCCGCCAUCGUGAAAGCCAUGGCCUCCCCUGAAUCAGGCCUGGAAGUCCGAGACCGCAUGUGGCUCAAGAUCACUAUCCCCAACGCAUUCAUCGGCUCAGAUGUGGUGGACUGGCUGUACCACAAUGUGGAAGGCUUCACUGACCGGCGAGAGGCCCGCAAGUAUGCCAGCAACCUGCUGAAAGCCGGCUUCAUCCGCCACACUGUCAACAAGAUCACCUUCUCUGAGCAGUGCUACUACAUCUUCGGCGACCUCUGCGGCAACAUGGCCAACCUAUCUCUCCACGAUCACGAUGGCUCCAGCGGAGCCUCUGACCAGGACACACUGGCCCCGUUGCCGCACCCGGGGGCCGCCCCGUGGCCCAUGGCUUUCCCUUACCAGUACCCGCCACCCCCGCACCCCUACAACCCGCACCCAGGCUUCCCGGAGCUGGGGUACAGCUACGGCGGGGGCAGCGCCAGCAGUCAGCACAGUGAAGGCAGCCGGAGCAGUGGCUCCAACCGUAGCGGCAGCGACCGGAGGAAGGAGAAGGACCCGAAGGCCGGGGACUCGAAGUCGGGCGGCAGCGGCAGCGAGUCGGACCACACCACGCGCAGCAGCCUGAGGGGGCCGCGGGAGCGGGCGCCCAGCGAGCGCUCGGGGCCCGCCGCCAGCGAGCACAGCCACCGCAGCCACCACUCGCUGGCCAGCAGCAUGCGCAGCCAUCACACGCAUCCGAGCUAUGGCCCCCCCGGCGUGCCCCCUCUCUACGGCCCCCCCAUGUUGAUGAUGCCCCCACCGCCCGCGGCCAUGGGACCCCCGGGAGCCCCUCCAGGCCGUGACCUGGCCUCGGUGCCCCCUGAACUGACCGCCAGCAGACAGUCCUUCCGCAUGGCCAUGGGAAACCCCAGUGAGUUCUUUGUGGAUGUGAUGUGAGCAGGGCCCCUCCCCCACUUCAUCCCACCCCUAACCUGGCUGGCUGCGUCCCUCUCUCCAAAUGUCCAGUCUUUUUUACUUUGUCUGGUACCUGAAAGGGAAAUAAACGGAACUAAAUCUAGGCGCGCUAACUGCUCGCUGGGCUCAGCGAGGGCGGGGCGAACCCACCCAUCGCUAAUGCAGCCCCUAACCUGCCACCAGCCCCAGCCUGUCCCUCUGAGCACUAAUCGCUGCCCAGGACUUCCCAGGAUCCUUGAUGUUCCUGGGACCCGACUUGCUGGUGCUGCUUCUUACUCCAUUCACCCGAGCAUACGCUUGAGGAAUUGACCGGAGCGGUGCCCUUGAGGGCCUGCUGAGCCGCGUAUCCCCCACCUUUUCCCCCAACUCAGAUCCCUCUCACCAUUCAUUCAGCUACACCAUCUCACUAGUAACCUCAUCUCCUUGAGCAUGUGUGCCAAUUUCUUGACUUUCACCCACAGUGCUAACACCAAAAAACCAAAACCUGUUUUAUCGGCUCCUCCUAAUUGUCCCUUGCCUGCUGCCUAACUGUCCCUUGCCUGCUGCUUGUACCCUACAGCUGUGGUCACCUUUAGUAACAAUCCAUGCUCUUGCCUGUGCUGAGCCCUUACCAGAAGCACAGUGGGAGCUUUAGUUGCCUGAUCUGCUAGUGGCUUCCAGGAAGCAUCUAUGCUCUA
Pteronotus mesoamericanus is the source of this 3080-nucleotide messenger RNA. It is a transcript of the gene DVL3, whose product is annotated as dishevelled segment polarity protein 3. Lineage: Eukaryota; Metazoa; Chordata; Mammalia; Chiroptera; Mormoopidae. The record is from RefSeq and is a predicted model, not a curated record. Gene Ontology annotation, biological process: canonical Wnt signaling pathway; intracellular signal transduction. Gene Ontology annotation, molecular function: frizzled binding. The transcript has 15 exons. Bases 235 to 2385 code for a protein of 716 amino acids. Gene Ontology annotation, cellular component: cytosol.